AUGGCUUCCCACGAGCCGACAGAUCACUCCAAUGGUACCAUCUUUGGGCCGUACGUCCACGUCUUUGACGAUACCAUGCCUGCAGAGGCCAUACAAGCCAAGGCAAAUUCCAUCUUCAAGCAGAUGGAGGCAAACGAGUUUUGCGCCGAGGGCUACGCUCUACUAUUCAAGCCGGGCACCUACAGGGUACUCUUUGACGUUGGUUUCUAUACUCACGUGGCCGGACUGGGCCAGAAUCCCGACGAUGUACUCAUCGAGGGCGGUGCCAAUGUGCCUGCCUACUGGAUGCCAAACCGUAAUGCUACGUGCAACUUUUGGCGCUCAUUUGAGAACCUGGCUAUAAAUGCCUCAGAGGCUACCAACUGCACCACCACGAUAGCCGUGUCACAGGCAGCGCCUCUGCGAAGGCUGCAUAUCAAAAGCCGUAACGGUUUGUGGUUAUUCCAGGUCGAUCCCGCCACCGGCGCUGGCGGUUGGGCCAGUGGCGGUUACAUGGCCGACUCGGUCAUUGAUGGCCAAGUGCUACCUGGAUCUCAGCAGCAAUGGUUCUCUCGAAACAGUCGAUGGGGCUCCUGGGCCAACGGCGUCUGGAAUAUGGUAUUUGUGGGUAACCACAACGCACCCAGUGAAGCCAAUUAUCCCAAAGAGCCGUAUACUACCAUAGACCGCACUCCCGUCGUUCGCGAAAAGCCCUAUCUUUAUAUCAUGCCAGAUGGCCAAUACGCCGUCUUUGUACCUGCCCUUCAGAUGGACACGCAGGGACCGAGCUGGGAACGCGGCGCCACUCCCGGACAGUCCAUACCCAUUUCCAACUUUUACAUUGCACAACCGCCAACGGCAAAUGCUUCUAGCGUAAACUCGGCGCUACAAUCAGGAAAACAUGUCAUCUUCACUCCUGGCGUGUAUCAUUUGGACAGGGCGAUUGAGGUUACGAGGCCAGAUACCAUAAUUCUAGGCCUCGGUCUACCUUCACUUAUUCCUACUCAUGGCAACGCAGCCAUUCGCGUAGCAGAUGUCGACGGUGUCACCAUUGCUGGCCUCAUCAUUGACGCAGGAACUGUGAAUAGCCCGGCACUACUAGAGAUCGGCCACCCAGGUUCAUCUACGAGACACGCUUCCAACCCAACAUUCUUGCAUGACUUGACUGUCCGUACGGCUGGACGGCAGGCGGGUAGAAACGACGUUGGGAUAAUGAUCCAUAGUCACGAUACUGUUUGUGACCAACUCUGGCUCUGGCGUGCAGAUCAUGGGCCUGGCGCAGGAUGGGACUCGAAUCCUUCAAAGAAUGGUAUCGUGGUCAAUGGAGACGAUGUGACGAUAUACGGGUUGUUCAAUGAGCAUCACAAGGAAUAUCAGACCUUGUGGAAUGGCAACGGCGGGAGGGUAUACUUUUACCAGUCCGAAAUUCCUUACGAUCCACCAAAUCAAGAGUGCUGGAAGUCAAAUGGUGGGCAGAGAAACGGAUACGCAUCGUACAAGGUUGCAGACCACGUGACAACCCACGAGGCUUGGGGCUUGGGUGUCUAUUCGUACUUUCGCGACGCUCCCGUCAAGGUCGAGAAUGCGAUUGAAACACCAAAGACUGAUGGCGUGAAGCUGCAUCAUUUGACGACCGUCUGGCUGAAUGGUACACCUGGAAGCGAAAUCACCCAUGUUGUCAAUGGCACGGGUGGCUGUGUAAGCACGAACAACCCUCCAGAGGCCAUGCGACAAGUUGUCAAUGAGUUUCCAAGCCGAGCCCCGGUUGCACCAAGGCCGCGUCCUCCGCCACCACCAGCUCCUGGAAUGUCAAAACGCGGUCUCUGCUGGCCCAUUGAUAACAAGGACCCAGUCUUUCCUUUUACGAAACCUGGCUCCAAGAUCACUUGGCUGUACAACUGGAGCCCCAACCCUCAGCCCAAUACCACAUCCGGCAUGCUCGAGUUUGUUCCCAUGCAGUGGAAUCAUGUCUAUAUCGAUCAGCUCGCCGACAAGAUAGCUCAAGCUGGUGCACAUACCGUACUAGGCUUCAACGAACCAGAACUUCCGGACCAGUCGAACAUGCCAGUAGAACUAGCUGCCAGUGUCUGGGUGCAAUACAUUGAGCCCUUGCGACAAGCCGGCAUACGAGCUGGAAGUCCAGCCAUAUCUUCUGCUCCGCAGGGCGUUGUCUGGCUCCAACAGUUCAUUGCAAACAUUCAGGCGCAGGGAAGCGAUGUCGACUUUUACUGUCUUCACUGGUACGGCGAGACGCUGGGACAAUUCUACGACUAUAUUUGGAGCACCUAUCACCAACUCGGUCCGACCAAGCCCGUAUGGAUCACCGAGUUUGCCUGCACAAACUGGAAUGUAGACAAUCCCCUACCAGAGGAUUAUGUUGAAGGUUUCGCCAGGGACAGCGUCGCAUAUCUUGAUACGCUCGACUGGGUGGAGCGAUAUGCGUGGUUUGCCCCUACGCCUGACACGGGUACUGUAGGAAAGUGGGCGGCAAUGCUGGACAGUGAUGGGAACCUCACACCAUUGGGGAUAUCUUAUAGGGAUGUCUAA
Molecule: messenger RNA, 2526 nt
Organism: Pestalotiopsis fici W106-1
Lineage: Eukaryota; Fungi; Ascomycota; Sordariomycetes; Amphisphaeriales; Sporocadaceae
Exons: 2
Coding region: 1-2526 (841 amino acids)
Biological process (GO): fungal-type cell wall polysaccharide metabolic process
Cellular component (GO): fungal-type cell wall
Source: RefSeq, a predicted model, not a curated record